AAAAUGAUAUAGAUUUCUAUCAAGUUGAAAACAAUGAACUCAAAGAAAAAUUACAACUUUUUACCAACAGUUAUGAAGAUAAUAAAACAGAACUUGAAAGAUAUUAUAAAGUUAUUCAAAAAACUCAUUCCGUAUUAGAGGGAUUAGUAGUUUUACGUGAAGAACUUAGUGAAAUUUGUGGAGCUGUUAUGAGUAAUUUUAAUAUUCCAGCCGCAUACUCAAACCAAAAUAAUAUAGUAUUCAAUUCAUUUGAUGAAGCUUUAAGUGCUUCUGAGCCAAAAAUAAGUGAAAUAAAUGAAGGAGAAGAAAAUAAUAAUAACGGACAAAUAUUUCCAACUUUAGUUCGAUCAAACCAUUUUUAUGAUAAAAACGAUCAAAAUUUUAACACAGAUAAAUUUGAAUUUUAA
Dentiscutata erythropus is the source of this 407-nucleotide messenger RNA. Lineage: Eukaryota; Fungi; Glomeromycota; Glomeromycetes; Diversisporales; Gigasporaceae. The record is from the annotation of a GenBank genome assembly.